Molecule: messenger RNA, 378 nt
Organism: Trypanosoma rangeli
Lineage: Eukaryota; Euglenozoa; Kinetoplastea; Trypanosomatida; Trypanosomatidae
Product: dynein light chain
Exons: 1
Coding region: 1-378 (125 amino acids)
Biological process (GO): microtubule-based movement
Cellular component (GO): cytoplasmic dynein complex; cytoplasm
Molecular function (GO): dynein intermediate chain binding
Source: RefSeq, a predicted model, not a curated record
AUGGCCAACGAGUAUCGGGAUGCACCGCGGUGUUCCGUCACGCUUCCCGUGCCUGGCACGAAGUUCCGCGCAAGUGUGGUGGAGGGUGUCAUUGAGGAAGUGUGUCGCUUGCUCGUGGGGGAGCGGCCCUACGUGUACGACGAGGUGCAGAUGUUAAUCAAGGAAGUAUGUAGCGAAAUACAGCAACGUGUCGUGCGACUCGGGUAUGAGCGGUACAAGUUUGUGACGCAUGUGACCAUCACAGAGGCUGCACAUCAAGGAAUUCGGAUUGUCUCGCGAGGGCUGUGGGAUCCUGUGACGGACGGCUACGCGACGUACACGCAUUCAACGGGAUCUAUGCACGUCAAUGUCGUUUUGUACGCGCUUUAUUGGGAAUAA